Molecule: messenger RNA, 1533 nt
Organism: Cucurbitaria berberidis CBS 394.84
Lineage: Eukaryota; Fungi; Ascomycota; Dothideomycetes; Pleosporales; Cucurbitariaceae
Exons: 3
Coding region: 1-1533 (510 amino acids)
Biological process (GO): triglyceride biosynthetic process
Cellular component (GO): endoplasmic reticulum membrane
Molecular function (GO): diacylglycerol O-acyltransferase activity
Source: RefSeq, a predicted model, not a curated record
AUGGCAACAAUCACCCAAAUGGCGACCGGCACUGCAUUUGACGUCCCACAGGCUGGCCUCUCUCGAUACCGAGGCACCACAACGGAGCAGAAAGUCAACGGCACCACCAAGCGCAUUCGAGAUACCAAAUACCGACAUGUCUUUGCCACACACUCGGUCACCCGCACCUCUUGCCUGAGCCACGAUGCAGAGAGCUCCCCCAGUUUUGUGGGCUUUAGGAAUCUCAUGAUCCUGGUGCUCAUUGUAUCCAAUUUGCGAUUGAUGAUUGUCAACUUGCAAAAGUAUGGCGUGUUGAUAUGCAUCAGUUGCCACGACUAUCGACGCUCCGACGUCAUCACCGGCCUGCUGCUCUACCUCCUCGUUCCCGCCCAUUUGUUCGUCACGUACUUGAUCGAGCUGGCCGCAGCAUGGCAAGCAGACAGAGCAUACACGCGCAUAUCAAAGCAGAGGGAUGAGGACACACCCGCUGCAUAUGCGGCUGCACUGCGAAGCUUCAACUCGACCUGGUACAUUGUCGCUUUCUUCCACAGCGUCAAUGCCGUUGCCAAUCUCUACAUUGCAACCAAGUACGUCUACUACGACAUCUACCACCCGGGUAUCGGUACGCUAUGCGAGUUCCACGCCGUCAUCGUCUUCCUCAAGUGCGCCUCGUACGCCCUGACGAACCGCGACCUUCGUCACGCCUACCUGCAUCCGAAGCAGGCUGACCCACUCCCUGCAUUGUACAAGACCUGCCCAUACCCGCAGAACAUCAACAUGAAGAACUUGUGCUACUUCUGGUGGGCACCGACACUAGUCUACCAGCCCGUCUACCCGCGUACCGAUACGAUACGGUGGGGCUUUGUCUUCAAGCGUCUAGCCGAGCUCGCAGGUCUCAGCAUCGUCAUCUGGAUUGCCUCCGCCCAAUAUGCUGCGCCAUUGCUCCAGAAUUCGUUGGACAAGAUUCUCACGCUCAACUUCACAUCCAUCGUGGAGCGCGUUAUGAAGCUGUCCACCAUCUCCGUCUUCUGCUGGCUCUGUGGCUUCUUCGCCCUGUUCCAGUCUGCCCUCAACGCUCUUGCCGAGGUUAUGCGUUUUGGCGAUCGAGAGUUCUACGGCGACUGGUGGAAUGUGAGCAGUAUCCGCACCUACUGGACCACCUGGAACAAGCCAGUUACAAACUUUAUGCGGCGACACAUAUACAGCCCACUUGUCGGCCGUGGCUGGCCACCUGCUCUGGCCCAGAUCUUCGUAUUCUUCUUCUCUGGCAUCCUGCAUGAGCUUCUUGUCGGUGUGCCAACACAUAACAUUAUUGGCGUUGCCUUUGCGGGCAUGAUGUUCCAGAUACCAAUGAUCGCGCUCACCGAUGUGAUUCAGAAGGUCAAGUGGAUACAAGGCAAGGUUGCAGGAAACAUGAUCUUUUGGAUUAGUUUUUGCCUUGUUGGACAGCCAUUGGCGGCACUGUUGUACUUCUUUGCGUGGCAGGCAAAGUAUGGAAGCGUAAGUAAACAGUUUCAGGAAAGUCCUGCCAUGCACUUGUUCCUCCGAAGAUGA